AUGACAGCAACGCGAGGGCGUAUCACCUCUUCCCCACCGUCGCUCACGCUUCCUCCUGCCUUCACCCACGCUUCCCCACAUCGUCGCUCACGCCUUCCCCCACCUUCCCUCACGCUUCCCCGCUCAUCGCCCACGCUUCCCCCCGCCGUCGCCCACGCUUCCCCCCGCCGUCGCCCACGCUUCCCCCCGCCGUCGCCCACGCUUCCCCCCGCCGUCGCCCACGCUUCCCCCCGCCGUCGCCCACGCUUCCCCCCGCCGUCGCCCACGCUUCCCCCCGCCGUCGCCCACGCUUCCCCCCGCCGUCGCCCACGCUUCCCCCCGCCGUCGCCCACGCUUCCCCCCGCCGUCGCCCACGCUUCCCCCCGCCGUCGCCCACGCUUCCCCCCGCCGUCGCCCACGCUUCCCCCCGCCGUCGCCCACGCUUCCCCCCGCCGUCGCCCACGCUUCCCCCCGCCGUCGCCCGCGCUUCCCCCCGCCGUCGCCCACGCUUCCCCCCGCCGUCGCCCACGCUUCCCCUCGCCGUCGCCCACGCUUCCCCCCGCCGUCGCCCACGCUUCCCCCCGCCGUCGCCCACGCUUCCCCCCGCCGUCGCCCACGCUUCCUCCCGCCGUCGCCCACGCUUCCUCCCGCCGUCGCCCACGCUUCCUCCCGCCGUCGCCCACGCUUCCUCCCGCCGUCGCCCACGCUUCCUCCCGCCGUCGCCCACGCUUCCUCCCGCCGUCGCCCACGCUUCCUCCCGCCGUCGCCCACGCUUCCUCCCGCCGUCGCCCACGCUUCCUCCCGCCGUCGCCCACGCUUCCUCCCGCCGUCGCCCACGCUUCCUCCCGCCGUCGCCCACGCUUCCUCCCGCCGUCGCCCACGCUUCCCCCCGCCGUCGCCCACGCUUCCCCCCGCCGUCGCCCACGCUUCCCCCCGCCGUCGCCCACGCUUCCCCCCGCCGUCGCCCACGCUUCCCCCCGCCGUCGCCCACGCUUCCCCCCGCCGUCGCCCACGCUUCCCCCCGCCGUCGCCCACGCUUCCCCCCGCCGUCGCCCACGCUUCCCCCCGCCGUCGCCCACGCUUCCUCCCGCCGUCGCCCACGCUUCCUCCCGCCGUCGCCCACGCUUCCCCCGCCGCCGCCCACGCUUCCCCCCGCCGUCGCCCACGCUUCCUCCCACCGUCACCCUUCAUCACACCACCGUCACCCACGCUUCCCCCCACCGUCGCCCACGCUUCCCCCCACCGUCGCCCACACAACCCCUCCCAUCGCCCUCCCGGUCGCCCGGAAAUCUCCCUUCCCGCCGACCUCCCUUCCCUCCCACCUCUCUCCACGUCGUCAUCACUCCCCUGCCUAUCACGUUCCCCCUCAUCAUCACCAUCGCUUCUCCACCCACGCCGCCCACCCUCUCAUCCCUUCCUAUCAUAUUUAGCAGCACCCACCCUUCUCUCUCUUGCACCAACCCCGCACGCAUGGCAGGUGCUGCUGAGGCUUUGGAGCAGAGCGCUGGGCGCACAGCCGUGGCAACGCGUGCAGUCGGGCAGCAAGGAGCGCAGUGCUGCCGGGGGCGGGGCAGGGGAGGCGGGUCGGAGGGUCCUCCCUUCUCCGUUGUGAAGGCACCGCUGCAGGUGGACGGGGUCUUUCCUUCCUCCCUCGUCAUAUGGCUGGGGCACACCAGAGUGAGUGUAGGUGAGAUCUCUCGCAACGAGCUGCGCAUCCCCUUCCAGUGCCCUCAUCCAUCCUCACAUCCACCCUUCCUCUCUUCCACCCCUCCACUCAUCCUCCCUUCAUCUCAUCCGCCCUUCCUCUCAUCCUCCCUUCCUCUCAUCCUCCCUUCUUCUCAUCCUCCCUUCCUCUCAUCCUCCCUCCCUCUCAUCCGCCCUUCCCUCUUCCUCCCUUGCGAGGCGCAAGUCAAACGACGGCGCGGCGAGAUUUCACCGGCUGCUGCUCAACUUUGGCAAGAAGUACGGGUGGGCUUGAACGAGCUGCUCUAUCUUGUCAAUGAGACAGGGCAGUGUGGAAGCUAG
Closterium sp. Naga37s-1 is the source of this 2004-nucleotide messenger RNA. The record is from the annotation of a GenBank genome assembly. Lineage: Eukaryota; Viridiplantae; Streptophyta; Zygnematophyceae; Desmidiales; Closteriaceae.